UCCAAUUAAAAAGGCAGGUAGCAAGAGAUCGAAGCGAUCGAAGAGAGAUGGACAUGGUGGCAGGAUUGGUGGAUGAGAAGCCAUUGGUGAUCUUCAGCAAGAGUUCAUGUUGCAUGAGUCAUUCAACAAAGUCAUUCCUACGUGGGUUUGGGGCAAACCCUACAGUUUACGAGCUGGAUCAAAUGCCAAACGGGCAGCAAAUCGAAAGGGCGCUGCUGCAGCGGGGUUGCAGGCCAAGUGUACCAGCUGUGUUCAUAGGCCAAGAGUUGGUGGGAGGUACGAACACAGUCAUGAGUCUCCAUGUACAGAACAGGCUUGUCCCUUUGCUAAUGAGAGCUAAAGCUAUUUGGAUUUGGAACGAUCGAUGA
Messenger RNA from Prunus dulcis (almond), 368 nucleotides. RefSeq names its product monothiol glutaredoxin-S1-like. Lineage: Eukaryota; Viridiplantae; Streptophyta; Magnoliopsida; Rosales; Rosaceae. The record is from RefSeq and is a predicted model, not a curated record. The transcript has a single exon. The coding region runs from base 48 to 368 and encodes 106 amino acids.